Messenger RNA from Manduca sexta (tobacco hornworm), 1296 nucleotides. RefSeq lists its product as uncharacterized. NCBI's taxonomy places the organism in Eukaryota, Metazoa, Arthropoda, Insecta, Lepidoptera, Sphingidae. The coding region runs from base 123 to 1121 and encodes 332 amino acids. The record is from RefSeq and is a predicted model, not a curated record. The transcript has 3 exons.
UAUUAUAAAUGUAGGUAGAUUUAAAUAUGUCAUUCCUUUUCUAAAAUUUAUACGUUAUUUCAAUUUGCUGUGGGAUUUAGUUAGUUAACUACAUUGAUUAUAUUUAUACUUAAACUAGCGCCAUGUCAAACCGUUGCCAGUUGGAGCUGCUAGACGACCAGCUCCCCCACUCCUUGCUGGAGCCGCCUUCUCCCGCCUACACCAACGUGACCGUACGCAGGGCGUUCAUAGUGUGGCUGCAUUGUGGACAGAAGAACAAGUUCAAGGAUGUCUGCAACUACUUCCAUUAUUUGGAGUCUUUGGAAGAAAAGUUACCACCAAAUAAGCGCGCGACGAGUCGCCACCACGAGUUCGUCAUGUUCACAAACCAGCCACCGAAAUCCAGUUAUCUGAAGCAGUACUUCCCAACAUUAUACCCUCAGGAUAUUCAGGAACGGCUUCCUAACCCUGCAGAAUCAACCCCGGAGAAAUGUGACCUCAAACUAGAAGAGUACGAGGAAAUAAGGAAACGAGAAGGCGCCACUAAGAAGGAAAUUAUCCAAGCCAGCUGCAUGAUCAGGAACUACUGCAAGUCCCACAUGAAAAGUUUGAACAAUUUCCUUUGCGAAUUCAAAGAUUAUUCCACGAAGUGUGAACUGAGCAACAGCGUUAACAACUUGGUUCAUUAUAUAAAAAGAAAGUUGAUCGAAGAAGAAAUAUGCAUGCUCAAUAAUUGUACGAAAAAUUUCAAAUUUUUCGACUUUGACGUAAAAUUCCAUUCGAAAGAUGAAUUUCAAACUGGGAACGCAGACAUUAAUAACGGUAAUGACGUUAAAAAGAUAAAAAUAUUAACCAAUGAAGCUAGACACAAAGCUAACUCCACGCCAGUUAAAACUAAUAAUAUAUUUGAUACAUUCUAUAAAGUCGGUGAUAUAAACCACUUACUAGUCAAUCAAGCAAAAACAAAUUUAGACAAUUAUAAUCUUAUUGAAGAUUUUCAAGCAAAAAUUAAAUUAAAUUGGAAUGAAGGUCAUGGAAAAUCUGUAAAAACUCCCAGCGAAUUGACGACGAAUGAUUUUAAUUCAAAUCAUGCAUUUUAUAAUUCCAAAUAUGUUUUUCAAGAGAAGACCAAGUUUAGGUAAAAUUGAGGCAAAACAAUUUAAAACUAACAGUACUUGUUGACUAUAAUUUAUGGGGAGUAUGUGAUUUAUACUGACGUUCCGAAAAUUAAUAUCCAAAUUGAAAAUAAGAAAAGUUUAUUUCUAUUUAAACACUGAUGUAGUGUCCAUAUUUAUAUUACAUAUGUAUUGGUUUGUA